AUGCCAAUGACGUCCGAUUUAUCUAUUACCCAUACAUCAUCAAUUAAAGAUCGUUAUAUUAUAUUUAAAAAAAAACUUUAUUCUCGUCUUGAUUCAUAUUAUGAUCGUUUAUUUGAUAAUUAUGCAAAAUUUUUAUUAAAAUAUGCUUGGAGUCUAUUAUGUUUUAGUAUAUUAAUAACAAUUGGUUUAACAUUAUGUUUAUAUUGGGCACAAUUAAUUCCUGUUGAUGAAAAUGAUUUAAAAAUAAAAAAUAGUCCAGCUGAAUAUAAUGAACAUAGAAUAUUAAAUAUAUUUGGUAAUGAUGCAGGAUUUCGAGUUUAUCAACAAGUUAAAUUACGUCCAGCAUUAGAUAUUAUUCUUAAACGACGAUCAACAAAUGGUUCAACAAAUAUGUUAGUAAAAGAAGUUAUUGAUCAGAUGCGAAUAUUGGAUGCCUAUAUUCGUUCUAGUACAAUUGUUUUUAAUAAUCAAACAUAUAGUUAUCCACAAUUAUGUAAUAAAGAAGAAAAUAGUCAUGUAUGUUCGAUGGAUGGUGGUUAUUUAUUGUCAGAUGAUUUUUAUAAAAAAUUUUCUCAUAUGGAAAAUGUAAAAUCGGGCAUUUAUUUUGACGCUGAAACGGGUCAAUCAGGUUAUCGAAGUUUUAUAUUUGGUAAAAAUUAUAAAAUAAUUGAAGAAGAAAUUAUAUCAGAAGAAGAUGAUUAUGUUGAUGAUGAAGCCAUUAAUAUAACAACAAUGAUAAUGACAAAAAAACAAAAAUUAAAAGAAAUUAUUUCUUAUGCACCAUUAUUACGUUUAAGAUAUAAUUUAGAUGCAAAAAAUGGUUCAAUAGAACAAGCUGUAUUAAAAUGGGAAAAAUUAAUUAUUGAAAAUUUAACAUUAUUAAAUGAUAAUUUUAGUGAAUUAGAUAUUUAUGCAUCGGUAUCAACAAUUAUUAAUAGUGAAAUAACAAAAUAUGCACGAUUAGAUGCAAAAUCAGUUGGUAUUAUGAUUAUUAUAUUUUUCUUAUGCACAUGUUUAUGGAUAGGUAUUGAAGGAAAUUGGGUAACAUCUGUUGGAUAUUUACCAUUAUUUGGUAUCAUUGGAUAUGCCCUAUCGACUGGUGCUGCAUUUGGAUUUCUAACAUUAUGUAAAAUGAGUCUAUUAGAACCAAUGACAAUGUUAAUGUUAGUUGUUGCAAUCAUCGAUUGUAUUCGAAUUUCAAUUAUUUGUAAGGAAUUACAUGGAAUUUCUAAUUAUCUUUCAUCUCAAUUGCCAUUAUCAAAAUCAUCAAAUGAUGAUGAUUUAAUCAAAAAACGUCUUCAACAAACUCUUAAACAUUCUGAACUUCCAUUUUUUUGUACUACUCUCACAUUGUGUACACUCUAUUUACUUCUCGGUUUAUUGUCUCAAAUUGUGAGUAUUCGAAUAUAUUCAUCUGGAUUUUGUAUUUAUUUAUUGAUUAAUUAUUUGGUUCAUUUAACAUUUUUUUUAUCAUGUUUAACAAUUACAUGUAAACGAAUCGAUUCAAAUCGACAUUCACUUAUGUGUUUUAAAAUGAAUCGAUCAAAUUCUUCAUCAUCACCAUCACCAUCAUCAUCUAUCACUAAUCGUUGUCAUCAUUAUUUUCGUUCAAUUUAUGCUAAAAAAUUUGGCUAUAUUAUUUGUUUAUUAAGUAUUAUUUUAUUUGUCUAUUCAUUAUUAACUGCACUCAAAAUUGAUACUCGAUUAUUUGAUUCUCAGUUCAUUCCACAACAAUCUCGAUCAUUACGUAUGUAUAUGUCAUCACUUGAACAUGAUUUUGAUAUUGGUCCAACAAUUAUGUUUACCAUUCCAUCAACACUCGAUUAUCGAAAUCCAAUAAUACGAGAAAAAAUGCAAAAAGUUAUUGAAAAAUGUCGAAAUGAAUCAAUUACAACAAAUUUUUAUUUAAUUUGGUUAGAGACAGAAGAUUUAAAUCAAUUGUUAAGUUCGACGGAUAAUGCAAAAUCAUUAAUAACACCAUUUUCAACAAAUGAUAUUCUAUUAGAAAAUCAAACAGUUAAAGCAUCAAGAUUCUAUUGUCAAUUUAAAACUAUUCAAGGUCGACGUUCGGAUAUUAUAACAAUGGAUAAUAUGUAUCGUUAUAGUCGUGAAAGUGGACUCAAUGGUCUCUUUCCCUAUUCACUUGUUUUUUCACAUUAUGAAACAUUAAAAGAAAUUCAUCAUGAACUAUUUUUACUAUGUCUAUUAUGGUUUCAUUUAUUACUUAUAUUUACACUUAUCUUAUUUUUAUCCAUAAGAUUGACUCUUACAAUUACAUUCCAUUAUAUUUGUUUAUUAUCAACAUUGUUCACAUGUUUAUAUUUAUUUCAUUCAUUAACAAUUAAUUUUGCUAAUACAUUUCUUUUAUUCAUUAUACCGGGUAUAUUUAUUGAUUGUUUUAUACAUUAUGCAUAUACAUAUCAAAGAAAAAUAAAUGGUGAAAAUAUAAAAACAUAUCAGUGUCUAUUUGGUUAUGAUCGUAUAUUUUUAUCAUUAUUACUCUCAUUAAUUGCUCUAAUAUUUUUUCAAAUUCAAAGUUAUACAUUUAUUGUAUUAAGAAAUACUUUAUUCUAUUACAUUUUAUUAGCAUUUCUACAUUUAAAUAUAUUUUUCCCAUUAUGGUUAAAUUUAUGUAAAUCAUCAACAAAUAAAGGUGUUUCAACGACAACAACACAAACAAAUCAAAUUCCAAUAACAUCAAUUGAUAGUAAUGGAAAUGGUGUUGAACAAACAUUAUUAACUACAUCGAAUGGUACACUCGACAAUAGUCAUUCUUAUCAUAAAAAUGGUUUUAUUAUGAAUGAACCUCAAAAAUCAUCAUAG
Molecule: messenger RNA, 2823 nt
Organism: Didymodactylos carnosus
Lineage: Eukaryota; Metazoa; Rotifera; Eurotatoria; Philodinida; Philodinidae
Source: the annotation of a GenBank genome assembly